GCCUAAUGUAAGCUAUAGGGGAGCACAGCAGAUGUCUCUGCUGUCCUGUGUGGAAGGUGUUGGUGCUACAGGAGCAGUUCAGGUGUUCUGCAGAGUGUGCAGGCUGGUGCACAUGCAAAAGGAUUGUAAAGUGAGUUCUCUUCAUUGCUGUUCCUUAAUGAGCUGGAUGACUGGCAGUAAUGAUAAGGUGUGCACAAGUUCCCUCUCCAUUUGCUUUCAUUUCUCUCACCUCCUAAAAUUUGACUGACUUUUGCAAGGCUUUUGCUCCCUUCUGCACCCCACUGCUGCCUGCCUUCAUUCCUCAGGUAAGUCAGCACUGGGUCCUGAGUGAUGCUUGCUGAGUUUGGCUCUGAGCACAUGGAAGGAAUUCAGGUGUUGGCGACUUGGGCUUGGUGGUGUGUUUGGGGGGGAUCAUGUUGAACUUGUGGGGGUGUUUGCCUCUUGCAGAUGCUCCUGUAGGGGUUUUGUAGAAGCACAAUGGAGUUUGUAGCAGAUGUUGGUUUUGCUGGGAACUUUGCUGUUUCAGGUGUUAAUCAUCACAGCCCUGUCCAGAGCUGCCUGCUAAUCUGAUAUAUUUUUUUGUGAAAGAGUCUCCCCUCUUGUGUGAAACCCCCUGGGAAAGAGGCUAUGGACAAAACCAUUGGCAAACAGCAGAAAAUGGCUUCAGACAAAAUGCUGUCAGACAUAGCAAAUGAAGAGACAGGAAAACACAUUUCUGUAAUUUUCCAGCAGAGAUUUUGCUUCUAAUAGGAGUGGAAGGCACAUUCCCAGAGAGAGACAGAGCAAACUUCGCGAGCAGGAAGGAGAAGCUGCGACUCGUCCGGGAUGUUUGACGGCUAUGAUAGUUGUAGUGAGGACACCAGCAGCAGCUCCAGCUCAGAUGAGAGUGAAGAGGAGGUUGCUCCUUUGCCAUCCAGCCUCCCCAUUAUAAAGAACAAUGGACAGGUCUAUACGUAUCCAGAUGGCAAGUCUGGCAUGGCCACCUGUGAGAUGUGUGGAAUGGUUGGUGUCCGGGACGCCUUCUACUCCAAAACCAAACGCUUCUGCAGCGUGUCCUGCUCCAGGAGCUACUCCUCCAACUCCAAGAAGGCCAGCAUUCUGGCCAGGCUUCAGGUAGCGGGGAAACCUCCAACCAAGAAGGCUAAAGUCCUGCAGAAACAACCACUGGUGGCCAAGUUAGCAGCUUAUGCUCAGUACCAAGCAACUCUGCAAAACCAGGCAAAGACUAAAGCAGCAGCUGUCCCUGUGGAAGGUUUCAGCUGGGGUAACUACAUCAACAGCAAUAGCUUCACAGCAGCUCCUGUCACCUGCUUUAGACACGCACCCAUGGGGACCUGCUGGGGUGACAUCUCGGAAGGAGUGCGAGUGGAGGUUCCAAACACUGACUGCAGCCUGCCCACCAAAGUCUUCUGGAUAGCUGGGAUUGUGAAACUAGCAGGCUACAAUGCCCUGCUGAGAUACGAAGGCUUUGAAAAUGAUUCAAGUCUUGACUUCUGGUGCAACGUUUGUGGGUCUGACAUCCACCCAGUUGGUUGGUGUGCAACCAGUGGCAAGCCCCUGGUCCCUCCUCGAACCAUCCAACACAAAUACACAAACUGGAAAGCUUUUCUAGUGAAACGACUCACUGGUGCCAAAACACUUCCUCCUGACUUUUCCCAGAAGGUGUCUGAGAGCAUGCAGUACCCCUUCAAGACGUCCAUGAGGGUGGAGGUGGUGGACAAGACGCACCUGUGCCGCACCAGGGUGGCCGUGGUGGACAGCGUGAUCGGGGGCCGGCUGCGGCUGGUAUACGAGGAAAGCGAGGACAAGAGCGACGACUUCUGGUGCCACAUGUACAGCCCUCUGAUCCACCACGUCGGCUGGUCCCGCGCCAUCGGGCACCGCUUCAAGCGCGCCGACCUGACAAAGAAACAGGAUGGACAUUUUGAUGCUCCCCCCCACUUGUUUCUGAAGGUAAAAGAGGUCGACUCAGCUGGAGAAUGGUUUAAAGAAGGAAUGAAGUUGGAAGCUAUAGACCCCUUAAACCUUUCAGCAAUAUGUGUGGCAACCAUUAGAAAGGUUUUAGCAGAUGGCUAUCUUAUGAUUGGGAUUGAUGGCUCAGAAGCAGCAGAUGGGUCUGAUUGGUUUUGUUACCAUGCCACUUCCCCUUCUAUUUUCCCUGUUGGUUUCUGUGAAAUUAACAUGAUUGAACUAACUCCACCCAGAGGUUAUGCAAAACUCCCUUUUAAAUGGUUUGACUACCUCAGGGAAACUGACUCCAUAGCAGCGCCUGUCAAGCUCUUCAACAAGGAGGUUCCCAACCACGGGUUCCACGUGGGGAUGAAGCUGGAGGCCGUGGACCUGAUGGAGCCGCGGCUGGUGUGUGUGGCCACGGUGACACGGAUCAUCCACCGCCUGCUGCGCAUCCACUUCGACGGCUGGGAGGAGGAGUACGACCAGUGGGUGGACUGUGAGUCCCCAGACCUCUACCCAGUGGGCUGGUGCCAGCUAACUGGGUACCAGCUGCAGCCUCCAGCACCACAGUCCUCAAGAGACAGCCAAUCAAGUUCAUCCAAACAGAAGAAAAAAGCUAAAUCACAGCAGUACAAAGGACACAAGAAAAUGACGUCCCUGCAGCUGAAGGAGGAGUUGCUGGACGGGGAGGAGUAUGGCUUCCUCCAGGGAGCAUCCGACCAGGAGAGCAACGGCUCUGCCAGUUACUACAUCAAGCAGGAGCCCUGAGGCAGCAGGGAGGAGCCAGGGGCAGAGUGUUGGUGAUGGGAGCAGAGCCUCUCUCCAGGACUGGCUGGCUCUGUCCCCUCCCCCCAGACAGGGCAGUUGUGCUGCUGUCCCUGGGGCACUCUGCUGACUGCAGCCAGGGCAGGCUCGGUUCAGACUUUUUACGGAAGGGAGGGGAAACUAUUUUAGUGAAAAAAAAAAAAAAAAAAGGAGAAAAAAAAAAA
Dryobates pubescens (Downy woodpecker) is the source of this 2942-nucleotide messenger RNA. RefSeq names its product mbt domain containing 1 (gene MBTD1). Bases 826 to 2721 code for a protein of 631 amino acids. Gene Ontology annotation, molecular function: zinc ion binding. The record is from RefSeq and is a predicted model, not a curated record. The transcript has 16 exons. NCBI's taxonomy places the organism in Eukaryota, Metazoa, Chordata, Aves, Piciformes, Picidae. Gene Ontology annotation, cellular component: nucleus. Gene Ontology annotation, biological process: regulation of DNA-templated transcription.